Pyricularia oryzae 70-15 is the source of this 213-nucleotide messenger RNA. RefSeq lists its product as uncharacterized. The record is from RefSeq and is a predicted model, not a curated record. The transcript is spliced from 3 exons. Lineage: Eukaryota; Fungi; Ascomycota; Sordariomycetes; Magnaporthales; Pyriculariaceae. Bases 1 to 213 code for a protein of 70 amino acids.
AUGCAUCCCAUGGGACGAUACGUGCAACCGUACUGGGAUCGAAACUUAAAAACGCAUGGCCGCAUUGCGAAUUUGUCUAUAUUUGUGUCUGCGCCGUGGCGAGGUGUGUAUAAUUAUAAAGAGACAUAUCGCAACGAGUAUUUGGCCAUUAUCCUUGCAGAUGUUUUGACACAAAACAGGUUAACUACAAGCAAGCCCCGGACUUUUUUGUAA